GGGAGUGUUGGGGGAAAAAGGAUAUUUUGGGAAUGGGCAAGUUCCUGGGCAGUGGGAGGAGAGGGCGGGGAGCCGACUGCGUUCCAGGAAGUAAAAGUAAUGGGGACCGGGACGAGGCUGCGGAGGGAGGAAGCAAUUUCUUUUGAUGAAAAUGAGGUGAUGAAUUGAACUGUUUGAGGAGAAAAUUUGAACCAGAGGCUCUACAGGAACUGUAGUGCAGCCAAGUGCAAGAGUGCAGGCUCUGCAGCUGAUCAUGAAGAAGCCACGAGCAGCUGCGGGAAGUCGAAGUCGUCACAGGAAGCAGUCAUCCAGCCAGGAGGGAAGGGAGAAACGUGCCCUCAGCAGCAGCCAGGCCAAGCCCUCCGGCCCUGAUGCAGGCCUGGCCAGGCGGCAGGAGGAGGUGGUAUUGCAGGCCUCUGUCUCCCCGUACCAUCUAUUCAGAGACACAGCUGAGGUCACAGUCCUCCGGAAGAACCUGCUGAGCUGGUAUGACCUAGAGAAGCGGGAUCUACCGUGGAGAAGGCAGGCAGAGGGUGAGAUGGACCUGGACAGGCGGGCAUACGCUGUGUGGGUCUCAGAGGUGAUGCUGCAGCAGACCCAGGUUGCCACGGUGAUCAACUAUUAUACCCGAUGGAUGCAGAAGUGGCCAACACUGCAGGACCUGGCCAGUGCUUCCCUGGAGGAGGUAAACCAGCUCUGGGCUGGUCUGGGCUAUUACUCUCGAGGCCGGCGGCUACACGAGGGAGCCCGGAAGGUAAGGGGUGUCAAGGUGCAUACGGGACCCCUAAGGCCUUGGGUGUCUCAUAACCUUGAGCCUUCCCAUCUCAAUCAGGUGAUAGAGGAGCUAGGGGGCCACAUGCCACGUACAGCAGAGACCCUGCAGCGGCUCCUGCCUGGUGUGGGGCGGUACACAGCUGGAGCCAUUGCUUCCAUUGCCUUUGGCCAGGCAGCUGGUGUGGUGGAUGGGAAUGUAGUACGGGUGUUAUGCCGUGUCCGAGCCAUUGGUGCUGAUCCCAGCAGCACCCUUGUCUCCCAGCACCUCUGGAGCCUAGCCCAGCAGCUGGUGGACCCAGCCCGGCCAGGGGAUUUUAACCAAGCAGCCAUGGAGCUGGGGGCCACAGUGUGCACCCCACAGCGCCCACGGUGCAGCCAGUGCCCCAUGCAGAGCCUGUGCCGGGCACACCAGAGGGUGGAGCGGGAGCAGCUCUCAGCCUCACAAAGCCUGCCAAGCAGUGGAGAUGUGGAGGAGUGUGCUCCCAACACUGGACAGUGCCAGCUGUGCGCACCUCCCACAGAGCCCUGGGACCAGACCCUGGGAGUGGCCAACUUUCCCAGAAAGGCCAGUCGCAGGCCCCCCAGGGAGGAGUGCUCUGCUACCUGUGUUCUGGAGCAGCCCAGGGCUGUUGGCGGUGCCCGAAUUCUGCUGGUGCAGAGGCCCAACUCAGGUCUGCUGGCAGGACUGUGGGAGUUCCCAUCUGUGACAGUAGAGCCCUCGCAGCAGCACCAGCCCAAGGCCCUGCUACAGGAACUGCAGAGUUGGGUCGGGCCCCUCCCAGCCACCCGCCUCCAGCACCUGGGGCAGGUGGUCCACACCUUCUCUCACAUCAAGCUGACGUAUCAGGUAUACAGUCUGACCCUGGAAGAACAGACCCUGGUGACCACCUCACUGCCUGGCGUGCGCUGGCUGACCCGUGAGGAGUUUCACACUGCAGCUGUCUCCACCGCCAUGAAAAAGGUGUUCCGAGUGUACGAGGGCCAACAGCCAGGGACCUGCAAGGGUUCCAAAAGAUCCCAGGUGUCUACCCUGUCCAGACAGAAAAAGCUCAGCCCAGGCCAGAAAGUCCUGGAUAGUUUCUUUCAGCCCUACACCUCAGCUGGUGCACCCUAGCCUCAGCAGUACAGCUCAGUGAUGCUUCUGGAAGCCCCCGCCCCUGAGAAGCCUGUUUAAUAAAGUGCUUAUUUUUGUAGUCA
Messenger RNA from Vicugna pacos (alpaca), 1971 nucleotides. The record is from RefSeq and is a predicted model, not a curated record. NCBI's taxonomy places the organism in Eukaryota, Metazoa, Chordata, Mammalia, Artiodactyla, Camelidae.